Drosophila ananassae is the source of this 2235-nucleotide messenger RNA. RefSeq names its product vesicle-associated membrane protein-associated protein B (gene Vap33). The coding region runs from base 784 to 1629 and encodes 281 amino acids. The record is from RefSeq and is a predicted model, not a curated record. The transcript has 7 exons. Lineage: Eukaryota; Metazoa; Arthropoda; Insecta; Diptera; Drosophilidae. Gene Ontology annotation, molecular function: FFAT motif binding. Gene Ontology annotation, cellular component: plasma membrane; endoplasmic reticulum membrane. Gene Ontology annotation, biological process: endoplasmic reticulum membrane organization.
UCCGCCGCUAACGCCGUUGGUGAAAAUUCUGCCGGUCGGCCUAGAACUCUUGGGUGACGCAUGCGUUUGACGGGCGUUUUUUCCGCUGACUGAAUUUCUCGCUUUGCAUUUGCAUAGGAAAAUCUACUACUAGCCGUUCGAAAAACCCAAAAAAAAGAAGCUGUCGAGUGCGUGAAGCCAAAUAGAAGAUACCAGUACACGGAAAGGCAAGCAGUAGCCGUAGCAAAAUUCACGUUGAUCGUUGUUUUUUGCACGCCGUAACGGAGAAUCCGGAGAAAAGCUAAAAAAUCUUUGCCAUUCCUUUAUUUUUUUUCGUCCGUGUGCGUACGCGUGUGUGUGUGGUCGCAUAAAUUUACCGAUAUUUCGCCUGUCCUACCUACCUCUCGCCAUCCGAAUGUGUUAGAGCGAGAGCAACAACGCGCAGAGGGAAAAAACAAAAAAGUAAGGAGAAGAAAACGAAUAAAAAAAAAUAAAAUAAGGCAGCAAAUAGCCCAGCAAUAAGUUCAGUUCAGAAAGAAAAACGAAAAAAAAAAAAAAAAAAGCAAAAACGAAAACGAAAACUGAAUAACGCAAAAAAGCAGAAACCGCCACCGUCACAACACAACACUAACAACAACAUCAGCAGCUAGAACCUAAAAGGACGCACAAAAUAAAAGAAGAAGAAACAGGAGGAGAGAAAAUUUUAAGAAAAACGGACGGAGCGAGCAAAAAGGAGCCACAGUGGAAGCCACAGCCCCCAAAACAAUCGAAACAACAACAACCACAACAACAACAACAACACCAAUGACAGCCGCCACAAUGAGCAAACAAUUUGAACUUCCGCUGACCAUUGAACCAGAGCAUGAGUUGCGAUUCGUGGGUCCCUUCAACCGACCCGUCGUCACAAUCAUGACCCUGCGCAACAUCUCGGCUCUGCCCCUGGUCUUCAAGAUCAAGACAACCGCCCCGAAACGCUACUGUGUACGUCCAAACAUUGGCAAGAUCAUGCCCUACCGAUCGACCCAGGUGGAGAUUUGCCUGCAGCCCUUCAUUUACGAUCAGCAGGAGAAGAACAAGCACAAGUUCAUGGUGCAGAGCGUCCAGGCACCCAUGGAUGCCGAUUUGACCGAUUUGAAUAAAUUGUGGAAGGAACUGGAGCCCGACCAGCUAAUGGACGCCAAGCUGAAGUGCGUGUUCGAGAUGCCCAAUUCGGAGGCGAAUGCGGAGAACAAUAGCGCCGGCGGCGGCGGUGGCGGCAGCGGCGGCGGCAAUGCCAUUGGCAGUGGCAGCGGCGGCAGUGGCAGUGGAGCCGGAAGUGUGGGUGCCAACAUCAGUUCAACCAGUGCCGAUGGGCUCAAGUGUGAGCCGAAACUGUCCAGCGAGGAUAUGCCAUCGAAUUUGGCCGAAAAUGCUGAGUGUGUCGAGUCGAUGUCCGGAGAGUUGAAGGCGCUGCGCGAAUCCUACAGCGAACUGCGAAAAGAGAAUCUACACUUGAAAGAUCAAAUCACACGCUAUCGCAGCUCGGCGGCCGUCAAGCAGGUGAACGAGCCGUACGUUCCAGUCCUGGAGAAGGAGAUUCCGACGUUUUACAUUGCAAUUGCCAUUGCUGCGGCCAUUCUGGGUCUUCUGCUGGGCAAAUACCUGCUCUGAAUGCCAUAAACUAAAAAACAAAAAAAACAGCGACAACUAAAAAAGAUGAAAGCGUUAAAAAAAUAAAUAAAUAUUAAAAAAAAAAACAACACCAGAGCGGCAGCGACAACAACGAACGAGAAGCAGAAGCAGAAACAGAAGCAGAAACAGAAACAGAAUUCAAGAUCAUCAUUUAAAAAGAGACGAAAUACAUACAUAAAGGAUUAAAGGAAUAAUGGAAAAGGAAUAGGACAUAAAAACAACAAAUAUUCGCAGAAGAAAGGGCAAAAUCGUAUAUCCUAAAAACAAAAACAAAAAAAAAAACAACAAAAUAUUUAAAAUCAGCAUCCGUUUUGCUUAUAAUUUUUUACUUCUUUGCCUCUUACUAUUAUUUUUUAUUUUUUUUAUUAUUUUAUUUCACUUAACGAACUCGAAAUUUCUUGGUUAUUGUUCUUUGUUUUUUUUUUAAUGCAUUUCAAACAUAAAUUAACAACAAAAAUAUUUAAAAGAAAGAGAACAAGAAAAAAAGAACCGACAAAGUUAAACAAUUUCAUGUAUUUCGUAGACCACCAAAAAAAAGAAAGCAAACAAUGUUAAAGGAGUGAAUAAAAUUUAGUUUUUUUUUAA